This is a messenger RNA of Mitosporidium daphniae, 813 nucleotides long. RefSeq lists its product as uncharacterized. Gene Ontology annotation, molecular function: hydrolase activity, acting on carbon-nitrogen (but not peptide) bonds. The record is from RefSeq and is a predicted model, not a curated record. The coding region runs from base 1 to 813 and encodes 270 amino acids. Gene Ontology annotation, biological process: carbohydrate metabolic process. The transcript has a single exon. Lineage: Eukaryota; Fungi; Microsporidia.
AUGAAGUUCAAAGCCCUCUCAUUAAUCUCGGCAUUUGCUCUUUAUCAAAGCGCAGUUGCUGCUCCCCUCCCAUCAAGAGAUCCUGUAGUUAAUCUCUGCCCUUCUGGAUAUUUUGCGUUCACAUUUGACCAGGGGCCAAGUCUUUACACUGGAGAUAUCCUCGAUGCAUUGAGGAAUCUUAACGUUAAAGCCACAUUUCAUCCAGUAGUCACUUUUCUCAAUGAAGCAGCAAUUGUAGCUAACUUGCAGCGUGCAGCUGAAGAGGGCCAUCUAAUUGGAUUGUCGCUUGAAGAGGAUUUCGAACUCAAUGGCAUCAGCGAUGAAGAUUUGUUAGAUGAGAUUUCCGCUCGUGCAGAUAUCAUCAAACAGGUGGUCGGAUAUAAACCUGUUUAUCUGCGAAUUCCGAAAUACAAAGAUCUCGGCAUCGAGCAGCUGCAAAAAAUCAUCUCAAAAGGAUAUAUCAUUUCAACGUAUAAUAUCGACUCCUAUGAUUAUUCCAAGGAUGAUAUUCUCGGUGUCUAUAAACAAACCCUUGACAAAAUGUCGCCGAAUACCAAGGGUGGUUUCAUUUCCGUCCAGCGCGAUUAUCUCGCGUCUUCCGCAUCAGCCACGGAAAAUGUCAUUGAAUAUGUUCUUGAGAAGGGCUACAAAGUCGUCACAAUCGACCAGUGUGCCAAGAGCAAAGUUAAGGAUGCUCCCGGUCCUAAAGGGCUUGGUCAAAUUAAGAGCAGAGAAAGUGACGCCUCCCAUGCAUUCGUUUCCUCUUUUUUGACAGGAACCUUAUUGCUCAUCGCUUUCCUCGCGGGUCUCUAA